This is a messenger RNA of Trematomus bernacchii (emerald rockcod), 9297 nucleotides long. RefSeq lists its product as uncharacterized. Gene Ontology annotation, biological process: calcium-dependent cell-cell adhesion; homophilic cell-cell adhesion; cell morphogenesis. Lineage: Eukaryota; Metazoa; Chordata; Actinopteri; Perciformes; Nototheniidae. Gene Ontology annotation, molecular function: cadherin binding; calcium ion binding. The record is from RefSeq and is a predicted model, not a curated record. Bases 426 to 5351 code for a protein of 1641 amino acids. Gene Ontology annotation, cellular component: catenin complex; plasma membrane; adherens junction. The transcript has 14 exons.
GGGAGAGAGGGAAAGAGGCGCGUUAACUGCGUGUGUCCUUCUUGGACUCAGUUGUGUGACCGGCUGACGGGCUGAACGGGAGACGGACGAAGAAACUUGAGACAAUCACAGCGAGAUCCGACAUUCAGAGGGUGUCCAACCCUCCGUGGGAAACUGAAAGAGACGCUUCGCGAGAGGAGUGGGAAGAACAUCAGCAGAGAGGGGCUCGGCGAGAUAGAGGAGGAUAUUAGGCGGUGUGAAAAUAAAGGGGGAGAAGAGAGUGACUGACACCUGCCCUCCAGCUCAGUGUGAAGGACACAGAAUGAAAGAGUGAGAGGAGGGGGAUGAAAAGAGGGAAGACAGAGGAGAGAAUGAAGACAACCGGAAAACAAGGCCGGCCUAACAGCAAACCUCGCUCAAAUUAGGACAUCUCGCCCCAAGACAAGAUGAUUACAAGGAAUCUGCUCCUAUUGGUUUCCUUAUGCCUGUGGGAGGGGCUCGCAGGAAGUGCCUCGGCCAGUAAGAUUUUGAGGAGGAGAGGAGUGGGUGGAUCGCACUCACUGAAGCUAGGGGAGAGCAGAGAUACGGACCAAUGGGAUGCAAGCGUGGAUGCGAAUGCAAUGCCCGUGGUGACUCUUAGAAACCUGAUUAGUCACGAGCAGGCGGGUGACACUGGAUCUUACUCUCAUUCCAAAAUGUUGCUGAAUCAUGCUGCUUCAUCAGUAGCCAACAAGGAGCGACAAGCUUUCAAGCCCAAGCGCGAGGUCGACUCAGUCAAUAAAAAAGAAGUAACUCCGCACAUAUUAGCCUAUAGCAAGGAGCUAAACCAAGAUGCUAAGAAAGUCAAGAACAACUCAAAGAAUGCUGAGACUUCUAUAAAAACAGGAAGGUCAGAGAAGACAUUUGCAAUCCACCACAAGCCGGAGCUACACGCCAAUAAAACUAAGUUUAGAUCCGGCUCUAGAACCAGGAGCAGACCAGAUUUGGCUGUCUACACUACAGGUGUGCCAGGAAAAGGGUUCAGCAUAGAUUCAAACCGGAAGCUGAACCUCACGGGUAGUUACGGGGUUCUGAAGCUGCUGUCGAAAGAGAACCUAGUUAGGAUCGUCAAUUCCCAAAUGCAGAGCGUUCCCAGCCUGAGCUUUCCGAGCAAGGGCAGCCGGAGCAGGAAGAGAGAUUUGAUUGACGUUAAUCACAGAGAGUUGGAGGCUCAGAAAGUGCCAAGACAAGAUAUGGUUGUCACUCAGCUCCACACUGGUUUUGAUAAUCAGACAGCGUUCCCUUAUUUAAGCCCAGUCACCACCCCAGAUAUGAAUCGUGAGCAGGGAGCGAACACUCGUGUUAAUCCUAUAAGUGAAGUCAACCCAGCUUUGAGUAAAGGGCAGGGCAGCAAGGGAAUGCAGGGUUCAGACGGUGGCGGUAGCAAGAGCAAACGCCUUGUCCGUUUGCUGUCAACACCCCACAGCGAGGUCAACAUCACCCCCGAGAGAGAACUACCAAUCAGCCAAACGGAACCACCAUUUACAUCGACAAAACAUCUCCCGCAGUAUCUUCCCUCCGAAACAAAUGAUUCUCCGCCGUCUGUGCUGACGAUGCAACCCGAGGGAGAAGGACCGGGGAUCGGAGCAGCAGAUCCCCACAGAGACCCAUUAAAAGAGUCAGUUCUCGCUGCUCAAACAGAGCUCAGCACAGCUCAGUACCCUGCAGAUGAAGACAAUAAACUUGUCAACAGCAGUCAUGUCCUGAGGCUCCACCCGGCUCCCGCAUGGAGCCACGAUACGGAAGACAUGGGGACUCAAGCUGUCGAUCCAGAAAACGUGAAUGGCCUUGUGUUUGAGGAAGCGGAGGUGGAAGAGGAGGAGCGGGACGACAUGGAGGGUCAGGGGCCGCGCUCCCGCAGCAGGAGGAGCUGGAUCUGGAACCAGUUCUUUGUGAUCGAAGAGUACGCCGGGCCAGAACCUGUGCUCAUCGGACGGCUCCACACCGACAUGGACAGGAAUGAUGGACGCACUAAGUACGUCCUGCGAGGCGAGGGGGCCGGCUCUGUCUUUGUGAUCGACGAGAAGACCGGCAACAUUCACGUCACCAAGCCACUGGACCGAGAGGAGAAGGACGAGUACCGCCUCGUCGCCACGGCCACCGACAGGCAGACGGACCGGGCCCUGGAGCCCUCGUCACAGUUCAUAAUUCGGGUGCAGGAUAUCAACGACAACCCACCUAUCUUUGACGACGGCCCCUACAUCGCCAUCGUGCCUGAAAUGGCAAAUAUAGGCACAUCUAUAAUCCAGGUGACAGCGACAGAUGCUGAUGACCCAACCUACGGGAACAGCGCCAGGCUAGUGUACACACUGGUGCAAGGCCAACAGCACUUCUCUGUCGAUCCCCAGACAGGCAUCCUGCGUACGGCCGUACCGGACAUGGACAGGGAGACCCAGGACCAGUACCUGGUUCUGCUCCAGGCCAAAGACAUGGGGGGCCACCUGGGCGGAUUAUCUGGGACCACCACCGUCACUGUCAGGCUCACUGACGUCAACGACAACCCACCACGCUUCACCCAGAGCAUGUGGUCCUUCUCGGUUUCUGAACUGGCCAUCCCGGGCGCUGAGAUCGGACGCAUCUCGGCAACGGACGCCGACCUCGGUGAGAACGCCAAGCUGGAGUACACCAUCCUGGAGGGGGAGACGGGGGAGACGUUCAACAUCACCGGAGUGAACCAAGAGGCGGUCAUCACGCUCAACAAGCCUGUUGACUAUGAGAGCCGGAGCUCCUACUCCUUCUCUGUGGAGGUUCUCAACCCCAUAGUGGAUCCUCGAUUCUUGCGUCGAGGCCCCUUCAAGGACCGGGCCUCCAUCAGAGUAGCAGUGCUCGAUGCAGACGAGCCUCCGAGGUUCUCCAGAGCCAGAUACCAUAUGGAUGUUUCUGAAAACUGCCCGCCAGCCUGCACUGUGGGCCGGGUCAGCGCUGUAGACCCGGAUACUGGUCUUACCAAUAAUAUCAGGUUCUCUAUUGAUCCUCAGUCGGACCCAGAGGCUCUGUUUCGUAUCACCCCAGACACCGGCCUCAUCACCACCGCCAUGGAGCUGGACCGCGAACGCGACCAUUGGCACAACAUUACUGUCAUCGCUACGCAAAGAGACAAUCCCAGCCAGGUGUCAAGAGUUCUGGUUGCAAUAGAGACACUGGACCUGAAUGACAACGCACCUGAACUUGACCGGCAAUACUCAACAGCCAUGUGCGACUCGUCCACCAUCGGGCAGGUGGUGCAGGUGUUGCGGGCGAUUGAUAGAGAUGAGGGGGGGAAUGACAGCACUGUGUAUUUCAGCAUCCCUCCAGAGUCCAGCGCUGCCCUCAACUUCAGCGUCAGGGACAGCGGAGGCCCCACAGCCAGCCUGGUGCUGCUGUCCCAGCUCCAGCCUCUGUCCCGCUCCGCCUCCUCCACCCUAACGUUCCAUGUGCCGCUGGUCCUGAGGGACGGCACGUCGGGCCUCACCAGCAGCGGGACGGUCACCGUGUCCGUCUGUCCCUGCCUGAGAGGAGGGGCGCGGGCCGGGGACAAAGACAAGGACAAACAGAGUGAGGGCGAGGGCGAGGGCGAGGGCGAGUGGGACUGGGAGAGAGAGGCGGUGUGUCUCCCUCAGCAGUCCUCCCUCCCCUCCCCCGGCCUCAGCACCGCCGCCCUGCUGGCUAUCCUGGCCUGUGUCGCCACGCUACUGGCGGUGAGUGGCCUGUCGCUGUCUCUGCGCCGGCAGAAACGUGACUCCCUGUCGCCGCUGGAGGAGGACGACGUACGUGAGAACAUCAUCACGUAUGACGACGAGGGCGGGGGCGAGGCCGACACGGCCGCUUUCGACAUCGCCGCACUUCAGAGCGCCCCGCAUAGCUCGCGCUCUCGUGGCUAUCGCACACUGGACAGCAGGAAUGUACGUUAUGCCCAUCAUAACCAAGAAAAAGCUCGCACCUAUAGCUGGGCUCAGAAUCCGGGCGUUGAACACAACUACUCAGGACCCGGAGGACCUCUCUAUGGCCGCCUGUGUUACAGCAGCCACACGUUACCCGUUCUCCGCCGUACACCAGGUGGAACAUUUGAACCGGCCCUUGCCGAGCUGGGAUACCGCUACCCUGGGGGCCAGCCAGACCACUCUCUGGUCAUCCAAAACCAGGGGGCUAUGGUGGGGGCCAUGGAGUCCGGGGCGGUGUACAUCACUCCAACAGAACUCAGCACGGGCAGCCGAACGGGGAGUCGAACGGGCAGCCGUGACGGAACUGGACCCCAAAGCGGGGUUAGCACGUCGGAUGGAGGGACGCCGAGGACCAAUGACAGUCGCGAGAGAGGUGGAGGGACUGGAACUGCGAGCAACUGCACCGAGGGGAGCAGUGAGGACAAAGUGAACGGCAGUCAAGAUGUGGACUGGGUGCAGUCGGAGACAUUACCCAGGGAGCAUCACCUCGUCAUGACCAGAUCUGGCUCCAUGGUGGGCCAGGGUCACGCCGCAGGAGGCUGGGUCUGCGACUCGUCUACCCUCCCCCACUCGGGACGCAGGGCCUCCCGAGGGGGCUUGUCCCCGAAACGCAUGGGUUCCGGUCAUGCUGAAUACGACUCCAGCGGAGGAGGGGGAAAUGGAAAUGGAAGUGGGCGAACAAACCCAGAUGGACAGCAUCCUGCGAGUGCGCGGAACUACGCCACUGUCCUCCAGGGGGAGGUGAACGGACACAGGGACUAUCCCGGCAGCUUGGGGAGAGGAGGACUAGAAAUGGGGAGCAACUUUGUGGUGGCGAGGCAGGACAGGGAUGGCGGAGGGAUAUCAUCCGUUUACCCAGAAGCUGCUGGGAUGAUCGGGGACUGGCGUGAUCGGAUGGGUUUAGGGGGGUAUGUUUUAGGAAGAAGGGAUAUAACCCCCCAGAUUUUCCCCUUCCAUGGGCAGCCUCGGGGAGCAUACGGAGGGGUGAUGGGCUUCGGGUCCAGCUGGGUUCCGGGAAUGGAUGCUCCCCGAGGAGCUCCGGGGCCGGGGGGUCCCUCCCUAGCACUGAGGGUGGGCGAGUUCCUACGCCUGCGUCUCGCCCAGGUCACUUUUGACCCGUCACAGCCGCCGUACGACUCUGUGCAGGUGUACGGCCUGGAGGGCACAGGGUCCCGGGCCGGGUCCCUCAGCUCCCUGGAGAGCGAAGGAGAGAAGGAUGCGGAGAAGGAAGAGUGGGGGGCCGGGCUGGAGGAGUGGGGACCCCAGUUCCAUAAAUUGGCUCAACUCUUUACAGACAGGGAGAAAGAGAAAGAGGAAACAGAUGAAGUCGGUGCCAAAACGGAGAAGGGAAAGAGAGAUGAGCCGGAGAAGAAAGAGGAAGGAGAGCAGGCUGGAGAAAAGGGAAAAGAAUGAGGAAGCGAUAGAAACAAAUAAGGGGCAAAGGGGGUAAGAGGGAGGGGAUGGGGGGAUGAUGAAAAGGCAACCAGAGCUAGAAUAAUGUGAAGAGAAGUUAAAGGAGAGAAAGAUGAAGAGGCAAAGUAAUCAAAAGAGACAGAGAAAAAUGAGCCUAGGAAGGGAGGAGAGUGCGAGGGCAGGGGAGGGAGUGAUUGAUGUCAUUUAAAGCAAUAAGUGUUGGAACGCUGAUAUGGUUGAGCACAGAUACCGAGACAAUGCAGAGACUGCUUCGGCUCGGGGCAGCAACAAUUUGUUAAGCGCUUUGGACAAAGAAAAACAACCCAAACAGCCAAGACUCGAUUGAAUUCAACUCUCACGUAUACGGAAUGACCAAACAGCAGGAAGCAAGAAGUGUUGUUGCCGUGCGGGUCCGUGCUCUUUGUGUGUUUGUGUGUGUGGAGAAGUCUGUGAGAGGAUAUGGGUGUGUUUGCAAAUUGUGCAAAAUCGCACUUCUAUGGGUGCAUAUUUAACAAAGAAGGAGGAAUCACGAUAGGGACGAUUUCAAGAUGGGACGGAUGACUGAUGAUACGCUAGCUGCAACAUUAGUUUUCGGGACAAUGUGCAAGAGUGAACAAAUCCAAAGCGAGUUGAUAAACUGGGAUAACACACCGAAUGAAAUAUGUAUUUGAAUAUAAAGUCUACGGAUGUGUUGAGAGAGAAAGUGAGAAGAUUGUACAGAAACUGUUACUUUAUAUUUCCAUCUGCAGAAAAGUGAAUUAUUCAGCUCAAUACUUCAUUCCAAAUGAAAAUGAUGAAUCAUUUAAAUCCUGCAAAAGAUUCCCCCUCCUCUCAGCCCACAAGGAAGAACAGACAUUGUGGAAGACUUAAAUCCCCACAACCCCUACCCCUGUCAUCCCUGCAGCUUUUUGUAGUCGAGUGUUGGUAUGUUUACAAAGAUGCACACACAAACACACAAGACACACAAUAAAUGAUGAUAAGGCUUUGAUUGUACUACAGUAAAUUAUAAAAGAAAAAAAAACACAUCCACUAGAAUUCCAUCUACUUUACAAAGUAAUGAACACCCUAUUAUUCAUCUCUUAAAUGUUUUUAUGGAAGAAAGUCUCCUAUUUGUUAUCCCCCACUCUAGUCUCACUCUACACGUCUUUAGGACAGUAUGCAUGACAACCUAAAGAGGCAAUCAAAUCCAUUCUGAACACUUCCCAAAUGAAAAAUAUUCAUAUUAUAACACUGCAGAGACUCUCGUGAGAAUAGGCUUUUUGUUCUUGUUUAAAGGUCAGGAUGCAAAUGAGCUGGAGUUUUCAGCUGGAAUGCACUUUUAUACCAUGUGAUGUUUAAUAAUAGAUUAAUCAUGUCAAAGAUUACAUUUGUUUUAUAAGAUGUCAAUUAAACAAAAAAAAGAACUGUAUGUAAAAACAUGUCAAAUGUAAAUACCACUGAAUAUUAUUCCUAAAAGAGAGUAUAUCAAAUAAGUGAAAAUAUCCAAAUGGAGUACUGUUGGGACUAUCUGUAUGUACUGUAGAUUAGAAUGGAUUUACUCAAAUGGAUUUAACAGCCUCCUGGACUGAAAACAACACCAUGUAUUCUCCACCUGUGUAAUAAGUGAGCAGGGUUGUUUUGUGGUAGCGCUCAUCUGAGAUGGACAAGCCAGGCAUUCAAUAAUACAUGUGGCCUCCGGCAGAGAUAUUGGUAACAGGAAGCUUCUGCUAUCGAGGAUCCCAGUGGGAGGAAACACGUCAUGUGGUGAGGAGAAAUACCCCUAAUGGGCAUACGACACAAAUUCAGUAUUUUCCCCAAAAUCUGAAUUAUUAUUCAGCCAAAGCGAUACAAUAAAAUUGAAUUUCUAAUAAGCUCCGUCAGUGUUGCACUGCCUGAGAGACACAGAUUUAAAGAUUUAAAGAUGGUUACUUAUCUCAUUAAAUAUAAUAAACUGUACCUUUGAGAGUAUGAUUUUUAAUAAUGUCUAUCAAAUGUAAUCUUUCCUGCAUUUCAGGCAAUGCAACUCAAGAACCAGCGUUCUGCUUUGAUCAAGUCAAGUCUAAUUUUGUAAAAUAAUGACCUUAGACUCAGAUUUGUUUAAUUUGUAGGAGUCCUAGGGAAUUUCGUCCUCACACCCUAACCAGAAUGUGGAAGCUUUUGGUGUGCCAUUACCGAAAUGUUACCAUUUGGUUCACUGUAAAGCCACCCACAUGCCACCAGUUUGGUCUGCCCAUAAUCUUGUCGUCUUCUGUCAACAUUUAGUUAAUCAAUCAGGAAGUCAGGCUUUACUUGGGCUUAAUCAAAACCCAAACACAACUCUAUACCCUUUAGCUGAGCCACAGACUUGUCCAUACAGUGCCACGGUUGCAAAUGGAGGUAACCAGCACCAUUGUAAAAAAUAACGCACAAUGACCGUAGAAGAGUGGGGGGUGCAGAACCUUGGGGUGUGCUUGGUUAUUAAGUAAUAGAGCUUAACUAGAUACCUGAAAGCUACCAUUACGUUUCAUCAGCUUUGUAACAACAAUCCAAAUGGAAAUUCACUUACAUCAGUAUACUCAGUGCCAACAUUAAAGGAAAAUUCCGGUUUAUUACAACUUGGGUCUUAUUUUCAUAUAUUUUUCCAAUAUUUAGAGCUUAGCAAUGGAAUCUCAGGCCAGUCAAAGGUAUUCUGAAGAUAACAUGGAGCGAUCAAGUUAUUACAAAAAAUGUCUGUUAACAAAAGAUAUCAACGUUUCCUGACCUAUGUCCGGGUUUAAAUCUGAUCCACUGAACUUGCCUUAGUUCUGCCUGCACACGGCGUUCCUAGAAUAAGAUAAGAGAUAAGAACCAUUGGGACCAUUUUUUCCUAGACAUUUGAGAGAAAUUAUAACAAUCAUUUUGACCCCAUUUACACCAGGUCAUUUCAUGUGUCUUGCUCAAAGACCUGUAUAUCUGGAUUCUAAAAUACUGACUUGUCAAGUUGUAAUACACCAGAAUUAUGAUGUAACCAUUAUUUUAUUGGGGAGAACUGUCAAAGGAUAUCAUUGAUGUCUCUUAUGAUGAUUUCACUUGUACACCUAAAAUGACUGCCAAAGAACUUGGGAACAAUUUGUUAUGAGAAUGAGUAUAGUUGGUAAGCCCACUAAUGUGUUGCUUUGUAGAUGCAUCAUUUUGACAAUGUUUCCCUUGCUUUUAUGUGGAAUGUGCCAACUUUCUGAGUAGCUGUCUCUCACGACACAAUUAAGCUAUCCUAAGUUUUACAAACGUUUUUGCCAAUUCACGGGCCGCCAAUAGCAAAAUAAAUUAGCAUUGUUUAUCAUAACUGGACUUUCUGGUCCUUCCAAUCAUAUGGUGUAUUCCAGAGUCUUUGAUUUGUUCCAGGUGUUUCAUCUCUGGUGAUUGGUCUAAUUCAAAGCUCUACUCUGGCUGAUUGGUCAAAAUCAAAGUGAUGAUUCUCCUGAUUUGGCUUAUUUCUGAGUUCUGAAGUGCUGCGCUGACUAAACCACUUGACGCAGCUGAUUAUACCACCUUGUGAGCCCAGCAAAUUGGUUCAAUCAAAAGCUUGAUUAGUUGAAUCAGUUGUUUUAAACACAAAAAAAGUCUUUGCAGCACUCCAAAACUAUUUUUUUACUCUUUCAACUAGCCUCAACCCACACUGGCUGACGAAAUUGGUCUUGUCAGGCCAUUUGUCAAGCACAAAAAACCUUCUUGAUACUGAGAAUACUGAUGUCACUAGCAGAAAAGAAAGAUGCGAGUAGAUAUCUUAGCUUUCAGAAGUUGAAAUAUAGCUUAAGGGUGCAGGUUAAGGACUCCAAUAAUGAUAUUAACCCCAAACAAGUAGACCCUAUUGGUUCUGUGCCCCCUGGGUGACUUCAUUGCUCCUGCACGAGGUUGAUACAAUUCCACAAUUGCGUGCUGAACAAAGUGUAUUUAUUUCUGUUGUACUUUUUCUUUUUGUAAAUUUGAAUAAAAAAGGAACUAUUUCAAA